Messenger RNA from Hyla sarda, 1917 nucleotides. RefSeq names its product family with sequence similarity 181 member B (gene FAM181B). The transcript has a single exon. The record is from RefSeq and is a predicted model, not a curated record. The coding region runs from base 502 to 1497 and encodes 331 amino acids. Lineage: Eukaryota; Metazoa; Chordata; Amphibia; Anura; Hylidae.
GAAUGGUACUUUGUUUUGUUGCUGGAGGAGACGAGAGCACAGUGUAGUCUUUAUUCCAGACUUCACAUGAUGUAUCAUUCCCAGCCCACGGAUUUAGUGAAAGCUGAUACCAUUGAGGCCCGCAGACCUCCUACUCAUCUGUCCCUCCCAUUCUUUUCAGGAUGUGUGUUUCUGGUGAGAACAAAUUAAACCGAGAAGUAGCUGAAAGCCUGACACUGACUGCGUCUCUCCCCCGGCUUCUCCACACUCAACUUCAACCCGUAUCUUUAACCCGGUGACAUUUUUCGGCAAUUUUUUUGUUUUUAGGAUGAAGUUCAACUUUUUGAAAAAUCUACAACACUACAAAUUGGACAAAUAAGAAGAUCAAGAAAUAUCGGGUUGGAUCUACUGCUACUACGGACAGGUGUUCGGUCGGAAUAUGAUCUUCAAGACACCCGGUGCACAGAAGUCGUCUGGGAUUGUUAUUUUUGACUCCUGAUAGUCCGCUGAAUCAGACCGGUGAUGGCCGUCCAGGCUGAAAUUAUGAAUCAUCAUUUCAUGCCGUUAUAUUUCGCCGGAUCUGCCGUGGACUUCGAGAAAAGCUAUCACGAAGGGGUGGAUUUCCUUGGAGCCGUGGAGAGCGGAGACUAUAAGGAAUCGAGUAAGGAUUUGCUUAGCUUUAUCAACACGGCUUCGAGUAACAUCAAACUGGCCCUGGACAAACCCGUGAAGUCGAAAAGGAAGGUCAACCAUAGGAAGUACCUGCAAAAACAAAUCAAAAGAUGCACGGGUAUGAUCAGUAAUGGAGUUACAACUAAAGGGUCUUCGAAAGGUCACGUCACGUCUCCCGGCAGUACCAACAGCCCCCAAAACUAUCACUGGAAGCCUCCUCCCAAGAGGGACAACAACCAGUCCAACUUACAGAGCAAGAGCUUGGCUGCUCUUUUUGACAAUGCCAGGGAAAUCCAGGGGGAGAAAUGUAAAAAAGUACCCUUGAGGAACCGUAACCUGCCCCCGUCUUUCUUCACCGAGCCUGCUUAUUCUUCACCGGGACUUCUCGCCAAUUCUGGGGUGGGGGCCUUGGAUAAAGGUAACCAAGAGACUGUUGAAUUUUUUGAACUGUUGGGCCCCGAUUACAACAACAUGAUCUCAGAGCAAGAGAUCAUUCAGGGAGCAUCAGUAAAGAUACACCAAGACAUCCCGGCAGAACAUUCCGUGUACGAGCCCCAUCACUUACUAAAUGGGCUCCUUUAUUCCGACCCCUGGAAUCCAUGUAAUCCAAUUAAAAAGAGUCCCGUGGGAACUUGCAGUCCGAACUUGAAUGAAAGUUUGAAAUGUAUUUCAUUGCCAGUCCCCGUCUUUACAAACGCCACCGAGCCCACCGCCAUCCCAGCCUCCGUGGAGGACAGCUGUCCCAGUAUAACACCAUUUAACCCCUGCUACCCUGACUGCUCCUUGUCCCAAAUGUUUUACGACUGUGCUUCGGGAUACAACAGAAUCGGCUACUCCGUUUUGUAGAAGUUUCAAAAACAUUCCUAAAGGAUCUUUCAAUACAGUCUGUGCAAUAAAACCCUCUCGGAUACGACGUAGUGGCGACUUAACCCACAAGGCUCGCAACUCGGAUUGACCCUCCAACCCCCCCAUAGUAACGUCCCACGUUUAUAACAAUGGCGUUCAACUUUUUUAAUUUUUCCCAAAAAUUCCUGAUGUAAUAAGCUAUUUUUUUAAAUCUGACAAUGAAAUAUAUAGCCUAAUACUGAGAGCCAUAUCUGCAGUUGUAUAAAUAUGCCUGUAUGGUAUGCAAUGUAUUGUUCUGUGCUAACUUUGUUUCUGUUUUGUUUUUGUUUUGUUUUUUCGUGUAAAACUUUAUAAACAAUGCAAACAAAAUUCUUAUGCAAUAAAAAAAGUUUAGUAAAUUGUUGAAAUCGUUUUUUUUCC